CCAGCAAAAAUACUAUGAUUGUUCAUAAAGGGAAGCUUCCCGUAACAGUGCAACCCUUAUUAUAUGAGUAGGAAGCCAUCAAAAAUGUCUUCCAGUGGCACUCUCAGUAACUGCUAUGUGGACGCUAUAAUGGGGCAGGAGCCGGAGGAUGUGUACGGUGCUCGCUUUAUUCAGGCUCCACACGCGAUGACCCCGAGGCCGUCAGGUGCUGGGGACAACGCAGACUUUUCCUCGUGUAAUUUUGCACCGAAAUCCGCCGUUUUCUCGCCGUCCUGGUCCUCAGUUCAUCCUCAGGGGAUUUAUCAUCCAUAUGUGCACCACCACCACCACCACCAGUCCCAUCUGCCUGCGUCGGACGGGAGAUACGUUAGCGUCCGACCGUGGAUGGACCCCAUUUCGAACCACGUUUCGUUCGCCGGAUUCCCCUCCAGCAGUCGGUCGUACGGAACAAAGCCAGAGGUCUUGCCAGCUAAAUCUUCAGAUUGUGACACGUUGGAAGCGGAGGCUCGGCCGCUCGCUGGCGAAUUCACGUGUGGAGUAUCGGAGUGUCCAGAAAAAGCAACCAAAGAGCACAGUGGAAGUGAGCUUUCGAGCCACAGCGAACCCAAAGAGGAAAAACAAAAACUUGACCCAAGUAACCCUGCAGCAAAUUGGAUUCAUGCACGCUCGACGAGAAAGAAGCGAUGUCCCUACACAAAAUAUCAGACUUUAGAGCUAGAGAAGGAGUUCCUCUACAACAUGUAUUUGACAAGAGACCGGCGCUAUGAAGUCGCUCGCAUACUCAGUUUAACGGAGAGACAAGUGAAGAUCUGGUUCCAGAACAGGAGGAUGAAAAUGAAGAAGAUGAACAGAGAGAGGAACGGCAAGGACCAGCUAUAAGUCCGGUGCUGGUGCCGUUUCACACAUUCUGACGUUUGUACCAAGGAAGCCAUGUGAACAAUUAUAAUGAUUUUUGAUAGGAGCCUCCUUAGCCAUUUACAUUUUUUUUAUUUUAUUUUUUUUGCAACAUUUAUUAAGUGUCAGCGUUCUGAGGUUAUUUGGCCAAAUAUGCAUCACACGUGCAAAAAAAUUGUCUCGAUGAGACCCACAGAGGAUCUGUCGAACAAUGUUUCAAGCCAACUGAAAGUUUUACGCAACAAAGUGGGAUGUUUACGCAGCAGGAAACAUGUAUGUGUAUUGCUGUUAUUUGAAGUUGUAUAUAUAUAUAUAUCUAAAUAUAAAUAUAAAAAGAAUUCAGAGCAACUACUUCGACUGCUGUAUAUGUCACUACACACACGGGACGCAGUUUCAGUAAAGCGAGAAUUUACCCAGUUUUAACGACUUUUUGCUUAAAAUCUUUGUUUUUAUUUUUGAAGCUUUCAUACAGUUCAUGACAAGGUGCCAUGUUUGGGAAAGGAAAAAUCUCUCUUUAGUCUAAAUCAAAAAUAAAAACAUAAAGAUUUUUUCCUUUAUUCGUAUUUUUGACAUGUUGACGUAAGCACUUUGUUCUUUAAUUUAUUUGUAUUAGACCAAAACAUAUCCCCUAAGGCCUUACUUAUCCAAAUGCGGUUUAUCGAGGCUAUGUAAUCUAAUAGAUAACCGCACUAUUUAACCUAAUAUUCAAUAUGUAAUAGCUGGAUGUUCUUAUUAGCAGCCCACAUAUUAAAAUUGUAUUAAACCCCCACUAAAUAUUAUUUAAAACAUCUUUAAAAUAACUUUAAAAACGGAAGAUUUUAGUGUUUUUUGAAAAGUAGUGCUCCAAGUCAUAAAAUGUUUGCUAUUGGAGAGGUGUUGCGGCGAAUUUCCAAUUUAUGGUCCAACUUGUACGAACAAUUACUUUAAAGCAGGAAGAACCGCGGUCCAAUAAAGCUAUAGAAAUGGCUAGACGUCUGGCCUAAAUUACUUUAUGGGCCUGGCCAGUAAUUACGCUCUCCUUUGUAAAGCCCUUUUUUCCUGGGUGUUUGCGUCUGUUGCUGACAAACAGAGUGUAGACACUUUUCCAUGGGGUGUCUGGUCGAUGAAUUGUUUUAGAGGAAAUCACCCCCACCUUAAUGGUCACGUGUAUUCAUCAAUUGCACUUCCCACCGAUGGGAAAAAAACUUAACUUUGACUGCUGUGUGGUGCAGUCUUAUCUUCUGAUGGACUGUGUACUGAAAUGGUCAAGAAGAGCAUGUGUCUUAAUUGUACUUCACGGGCAGGAUCUAACACGCUUUGUUUGUCUUUGUUCUUAAACUUGAAAACACCUUCAGUGGAACUUGUUGAUUAAAACAGGAAUCCAGAAAGUUGCAGAUCUAAAAGCAACCUGUUUACCUUUACUGGAGCUUCAGGGCCCCUGGAAAGAAUACCGGGAGCGCUAGAGGGCGAUGUUGUCCUUUAAGUCUCAGCUAAAGCAGCCUAUUCACAGCUGGAACACGUAGCCAAGGCAAGGGCCAUACCAUUGUCCAUGUUUUUACUGAUUUAUAUCAUAAACGUCUUAUGUCCUGAUGAACGUGUGUUAAGAAGAGCGCGCUACUUUUAACAGUUGCAAACCCGAAAGCCCCAUUUUUCUAAUCGGUUAUUGCAGCACCCUUAUACUGAUUUUGAAAUCUCCUGACAGCUCCCAGGCCCCAUAUUUCAGCAAUAUGUCACACAUUUGCACAAAGGAGAAGCCAAAUUUAAUCGUUAGAGAGAAGGCUUUCUGAAGGCAGAAGCAGACUCAGCCCACCGUGUAAAUGCAGAGAAAAUAACAACAGAGACACUGAACUUUCACAGAUGGUUUUUUUCCUUUAAAGGGCAUGUCUCUGAGCCUCGUCGUUUUAUUAUUAUUAGACUGCUAUUGUUAUUGUUAAAUAGCCAGCGAAGUAGUCUGUCGUUUUUAGACUGUCCCGCAAUGUCCUGCUUGUUGUGAUACUAUUAAUAAUAUUACUAAUACUUAAAAUGUAAACUGUAGUGCUGUCUGUUUCAUUAAAGCUUCACAAAGCUCACAUUAAAACAAAUAAUUACAGUUUAAAAAUGGCAUCAAUUCACUGAC
This is a messenger RNA of Oreochromis niloticus (Nile tilapia), 2989 nucleotides long. RefSeq names its product homeobox D9a (gene hoxd9a). Lineage: Eukaryota; Metazoa; Chordata; Actinopteri; Cichliformes; Cichlidae. Bases 64 to 879 code for a protein of 271 amino acids. Gene Ontology annotation, biological process: anterior/posterior pattern specification; DNA-templated transcription; proximal/distal pattern formation. Gene Ontology annotation, cellular component: nucleus. Gene Ontology annotation, molecular function: RNA polymerase II cis-regulatory region sequence-specific DNA binding; DNA-binding transcription factor activity, RNA polymerase II-specific. The transcript has 2 exons. The record is from RefSeq and is a predicted model, not a curated record.